AUGCGCCGAUCUCGAGAACCAUCGCUGGCGCCGGCCGAAGACGCGGUUGAGCGUCCUGCUCCAGGCCAUCCGCGUAGGAAAUGGUCCUCUGCUCUUAAGGUCGUACAUGCUAUGACAAGAUUCAAGAAUAUGCCGGCGAAACAAGUGAGUGCUGAUUUUGAAAAGGGUUUUUUUUAUUUUGAAAAAAGUAAAAUUUGAAAAAAAAUUUUUUUUUUAAAUGAAAUUUGAAAAAAGUAAAAAAUGUUAAAUUUCAUUCACAUUUUAACAAAAAAAAACAAUUUUUUUGAAGUUUCAACAAAAAAGUUAAAUUUAAAAGUGGCAAACCUUGUGCAAAAACCCCCCGAGGCUUGUUUACUUUUUAAAUUAUUAACUUCUUUCAAAAGCCACUUUAAAAUCCUUGUCAACAAGUGAAGUUACGUCGAAUCCGAAACUUGAUACAAUUCGCUACACGUCGAGAGCCGGGGAGAAUUAAAAAGAUACGCAAAUUUUGUUAAACUACACGAAUUCUGUCAUAACAUCAGUAGGGACAUAGCAAAGGCUUGAUACGUACAUAGCAGGGCCUUGGUGCGACAGCUGCCAAGAAUGAGUACGAACACAUCAAAGCUUUGGUACUAACGCUUUAAAAGAUGAGUACAAACAUAUCAAAGCCUUGGUACGAACGCAUCAGGAAAUGAGUGUUGACGCUCCAAAGGAUGAGUACGAACACUUUUAAGUCUUGGUACGAACACAAUGAAGGCUUGGUACGAGCGUUUCAAUAAGUGGGUACAAACAUGUCAAGGCCUUGGUACAAAUACUUUAAAGUCUUGGUACGAAUCCAUAAAUGGUUUGGUACGAACGCUUCAAGGAUUAAGUAUUAACGUUUCGAAGAAUGAAUACGAACGGUUCAAAGUCUUGGUACAAACAUAUCAAGACCUUAGUACGAAUGCUGCAAAGACUGAGUACGAACAUCUUAAUGUUUUAGUACGAACGCCUAUGAAAGAUGAGUACAAACGCUUCAACGAAUGA
This is a messenger RNA of Bursaphelenchus okinawaensis, 1005 nucleotides long. NCBI's taxonomy places the organism in Eukaryota, Metazoa, Nematoda, Chromadorea, Rhabditida, Aphelenchoididae. The record is from the annotation of a GenBank genome assembly.